GCCAGGGGCUAGCAGCCAGCAGGUAUGGUCCGUUCUGCGUGGUUGGGACCGAUUUUAAAACGUUACUGUGUUGAAAGUAGUACAACCAGGACGGGCAACGGCCCGGAGACCCCUUCCGCAGAUGUUGUGUCGCGUUUCAAACCGAGUUUGCGGCAGCUGGAAGCCGUCCGAGCAGCAUGAGUGUCCACCGGACGCCACCGACGCACUCCGACGAGCACACUUCGGUCACACCACGGAGACCCCAGCGGCUCAAACGAUCCAUUCCGGUCAGCGGUCGACCCACAAACGGCACGGCGUCCCCGCUCGUACAAAAGCUGCGGGAGAAAUUCGAGUCCGCGAAAGCGUCUCCCAAUCAGAACGAGAGAAACUGCCGUCCGUCCAGCAGCAGCUUCGCCGCCGUGGUGCGUGACGGCGGUGUCGGCUGCGGGGAGUGCCCGGGUAACCUGUAUAGCUAUAUCAGGAAAAAUCUGCAGCCCACAUCUCUCUCCAGUGUGUCGACUUCCAGCGAAGCCAUCGACGUCGUCGACUCUUCCGAUCCUAGACCGGAAUCGGAAAUCGUUCGGAAUGUUCCUCGGAAACCGAACGCCGUCGAAGCUGCCAUCUACGCACGGCCCGUCAAGUCGAAAUCCUCCGUUCUCCAGCGCGCUCGCCAGUUCGACGACUCUGUUGUUCGCUCGUCCUCGUUUACGGAAGACUCCGUCAGGCGCACCGGUGCCCCGAACCGGCCCACGUCGGUUCUGUCCCCCGUUCCGAACGGGAUGACGUCGUCCAACGGGACGGCGGCUCCGCCGAUCAAACCCCCGCGGACGUUCGCGCACGACAUCUACGCCAAAAACAGGCUGCUGCAGAGGAACCCGAUGUACGGCCAGCACUUGCUUUGCGCCGUCGGCUCUAGUCAGAGCGCGCAGAAGAGGGACGCUCCCGUCGUGGCGGCGUGCCGCGUUCCCAGGCCCCCGACGACGAGGGUCGAGGACGACGCCGUGAUCCACGAGUACGACGAGGUAUGCGUCGAGGACGUGACGAAGGCCUCCUCCGUGGGUGCCGCGGCUCCUCGUCGGAUGAUGUUCAGGUCGAAGCUGCGGCGGAGCAUGAGCGACGAACACAUCUACGCCGAGCCCGAGCCGCUCCCCGCUCGGCGCCAGACCGCCGACGACGACACGGCUGUGUUCAGCCGUCCUAGCGGACGUGGUCGGGAGAGCGCUGCAAAGCGCGAACUGCAUUACAUGAGUUCACCGAUUGCAGGGGCUGGCGACGACGAAUUGUUCUCGCCAAGCUCUCAACGAUCCAGGGCGUUCACUUAUCAGAUCAGGGACGCCAUCAAUCAGUCCUUCACGUCCGUCAGGAAGCAGGUGCGGACGGCGGCGGCCAAGUCGGGAGACCAAGCAGCGGACAGCAGCAGCGAGGUGUCGGUGAAGGACGUGCAGAAGCGCCUAGUCUACGUGCGCUCCAUCAAAAGGGCAUACAUGGAAAGUCCGGUUUCGGACUGCACCACAAAAGCUCCGGUGCUCUCCUUCGUCUUUGUUGUUGGCUACAAGAGCAUCGACGACCACAUGCCCUCUCAGCCCGAAGUGCUGUACCGGUUCCCCAAAGAGACCAGUGACUACAACUACGACCCCCUGGUGAUUGCGCAUCUAUGCCUUCCGUUGGAAUCCGGUCUAGCAGAGUCGGAGUCUUCUGAAAGGGAGAUCUUCUAUUUCAGCCUGGUUCGAGAAAAUGGGGAGAAGACAUUUUUUCACUGCCUCAAAACAUCCAAGUGUCCAAGCGCCGUUGUGGGCGACGGUGUCCAAGCUCCGGUUGUGCUGUGCCUCGCUACGGAGGCUUCUGCUCCAGCGUUCUAUCACAAGCUGGUGUCCGACCUGGAGGAGCCCUUGGCCCGCCUGUCCGAGGCCGGUUGGUCGGACCUGCUGGGCUCCCUGGCCAAGCAGUGCGUGCCUUCGCCCGGCUGCAAGCUGGUCUGCCAACGGCUGUCUUCUGGUCAAGGAGACGUCGCGCUUGCCACGGCUCGACCCCUCGACGACAAGUUUGACUGGGUCAAGCUCACUCCCCUCCUGAGCGUCCUGGAGGACUCUCUCCUACUCAGGAUCAUCUCAUCCCUCGUCCUCGAGAGAAGGAUCAUCCUGGUGUCGGCCAACCACGUGUUGCUACGUGGCUGGGUGGAGGCAGUGGAGUCGCUGCUGUACCCGUUCAAGUGGCGCCACGUGCGGGUGCCCCUGCUGCCCAAAAGCCUGCUGGUGCAGUGCUCCUCUCCCGAACCCUACCUGCUGGGUGUGCCCGACGCCCUGGCGCACAUGGCCCUCGAGAUCCUCUCCGGUCCUGUGCUGGUGGUGGACGUGGAUCGGGGGGCCCUGCUGAGCGAGGAUGAGGACAACCGGGACGUCAUCCCCAAGAAGCUUCAGAAGGCCCUGUGCAUGGCACUCAGCCUGGCGAAGAACAUGACUGAUCCGACGGAGCGUGUGCGAGACAUGAUGAUCACGGAGGCCUUUGUGCGGCUCUUCGUGGAGCUGGUGGGCCACUGCGACCAACACGUCUCCUUCCUCGACGGCAGCGGCUGCGGCUCCGCCUUUCAGAGGGAGGCCUUUGUGAAGGCGCCGUCGUCCAGGGGAGCCCAGAUGUUCCUGCAGUGGUUCGUGGAGACGCAGGCCUUUGAGCUCUUCCUCCAGGAGCGGGUGGAACGGCUGAGGCAGUUGGCCAAGACGCCCCAGCACCACCUGCUGCCCAAGGGCUUCUUUGAACGUCGCGCCAACGAGUACCUGCUAGACCUUGAGCAGUCUGGGAGGGGCCUUCGAGAGUUUGGCAAGAAGGUCAAGAACAUCGGAGAGAAACUCCGGAACCUGAAAGCAUUCCAGCGUGACUGAUGCCCCUUUCAAGGGUGUCCUUGGUGGAUGGAACUCUUUUUCCCUUUUAUUUGUUAUUUGUGUUCUACAUGCUUUGUUUCGUGUUACGACAAUUCAUACUUUUUCGGAAGCUCUUCUUUGUACAUUUGUAUUUUUAAGCCUCGCGAUCCAUUCGCCCUUGUGUGGCAUCCCAGCCGAUGCCACAGAACAAAGAGUUUAUUUUAAAGUUUUGAAAGGCUAAUGCCGAACGUGUUGUAUUUAAUAUCUUUUGGUUGUUGAAGAAUCGAGUGGUAGAAGAGCCAUCUCAACACUGCCCCGUGCGACUAUUUUUGUGGCAGUUCAAACUGCAUUGCCGAAGACUCAAAUGAUUGGCUUAAAGACAGACGACCAGUUCGCGCUUUCCACUUUUCCCUCGUUUCCUCCUCUUGUCCCUUCUACACUGACCACCGUUGUCUUUUUACUCCUCCCCCAUGGUGAGGAGAAUUUUCUGCCUUGCAGAAUCUCGAGUCUGGUCGUCGGCCUUUAAAGACCCUUGUUUCUGCUUCGACAAGGGGACCAAUGUCGCGCUUAUAUCACCUAUGCGAUUGUGUGUUUCUUAAAGGGACACUGACAAGUCAAAAUUAUAUAUUCUUUUAUAGUCCGAAACAAUUGAAAAGGAUGCCUGGACAUUACCCUCGAAAUUCAAAACUUUGGAACUCAGUUUUCGUGAAGUAAAAAAUAGAAGUUUCCGUGCGAUCCACGCCAGUGUUUGACGUCAAAGAUUGAGUUGUCGUGCAACUCGAGUUUCUCUCACACCUCCGUGUUGUGUUCACCCCCGUCCCGCGAUCAACCGCUCCCUGCGUGCCACCUAUUACUGUGAGCAGACGACGCUUCACUUUCGAAGUUCCUUUUAGGGCUCUUUCAGCGAUACCAAAUUCUUUGAAACGGUGUGGGGUCGAAUAGAGUGCGCAGUGGACUUUUGUGAGCGACAUGGGGGGCCACAUCUUGCCGGUUCUACGUGAAAGGAUGCCCUCGUGGAGUCGCAUCCGAAACUACGGCACACAGGCACCAAACCCAGUUGUUUAAACCGUAUGACAAUUUCCUUUUUGAAGUCUGAGAGGUCGUUGGGAACCUAAAAAAGUGUACUUCGUCCGAUUACCCGACUCAGUGAUCAUCAUCAGUGCUACAUGCGUCGAGCGCCGCCAUGUUUUCUGAGGGAGGAAAAAAAGCCAGGGGGCGACAUCACUCCGGACUUUGAUAUUCAGUAUUUCGAAAAGAAGGUCCGUAGUGCGUUCACAAUUGCAUUAAAAAACAUGUUUUACGAAUGCUGUUAUUAAAUAUUAUAGAAACGUUGCUUGCAAAGCUCUUAAACUUCAUAAUCGAUUACGUCACAAAAAAAAAGAAAAAUAGGUGCAAGGAGGUAAGGAGUGGGAGAGAAAAGCAGCAAAAAUAAAAAGGCACGCACAUGUAGAAACAUUUUUUUUUUUUCGCAUUCUGCUAUUUUUUUUGCAUGUCUAUGACUACAACUUGCAUCAUUUUUGACAACAAAAACAAAUACGAUUUUUGAGGUGUCUGUGCCCCUUUAAGUUGAACUUAGGUGUUGGUUGUUUAAAAUUCUUUUAGCUUAGAGGUUGUGCCCAAAAGUGUGGGUUGUGUUCAGAAAAAUCUUUUAAUGCCGUGAAAUUGCACCCCUAAUGCUGAAUAUCUGUUGGGGUUGCUUCAUCGUCCAAGAUGUGAAGCUUCUCUGCCUGUUUGGUUGUCGCAAUCUGUCAUCGUAAUGUACCACAUUUUUACAAAAACAAUUAGGCUAUUUUCUUUUUUUUUCUCUCUUUUGCCUAUUGUUGCUUGUAAUGAACCCUUCCCAUUCAUUUGGUAUGUUUUAACAAGGAUCAUCCAGUUUCCAUUUUGUUUCUCAUGUUUUUUUUUAAAAAGAAAUUGUAAUCUGCAGCAGAGCAGGCUUGAUGUCUUUAGAGAGAUUGAUUCCUUCGUUGUGUUUUCGUUUGUUUGUUACCAAGAAGUCUUAAAUGAUGCGGGGAGUUUUAUAUUAAACUGCAUGUUGAUGGUUGUUUUGAGGGAACGCAGCAUUAACGAUACAACCAGGGGCGGACGUACCAAUAGGCAGGGUACCGUAAAAUACCGGGGAAGUGGGACCAAUUCAUUUUCACUAAAAACUGACUUAAUCUAGACUUACGAUAGGGAGCUGCCUUGGGCGGCAAAAUUUUUGAGGGUGGUCAAUUUGUGGCUGCCCCCAAAUUAGUUGACGCUUCUUUUAAAAUCUAGCUCUGAAUUUAGCUACUUUGGGAAUUCUAGCUCCAAAUCUAGCUACAGCUUUGCUGGUCUUCUUUCUUCACCAGAGUGGAAAAGCUGACAGUUUUUGUUUUAGUUAUACUCUACAUAUAGGUACAUAAAUGGUGCCAUCGCCCCAUCACUGGAAGUGCGCCCCUGGCUUCCGGGCGCGAGCUUCAUAUUUGUGCUUUUUAAAAUUUUAACUCCAAACCUAGGUACUCCCCCCCCCCCCCCCCCCCAAGUGGCA
This is a messenger RNA of Ixodes scapularis (black-legged tick), 5346 nucleotides long. Its product is annotated as DENN domain-containing protein 2B. The coding region runs from base 177 to 2855 and encodes 892 amino acids. Lineage: Eukaryota; Metazoa; Arthropoda; Arachnida; Ixodida; Ixodidae. The record is from RefSeq and is a predicted model, not a curated record. The transcript is spliced from 17 exons.